This is a messenger RNA of Rhipicephalus sanguineus (brown dog tick), 1326 nucleotides long. Its product is annotated as mediator of RNA polymerase II transcription subunit 27. Bases 112 to 816 code for a protein of 234 amino acids. The record is from RefSeq and is a predicted model, not a curated record. Gene Ontology annotation, biological process: regulation of transcription by RNA polymerase II. Gene Ontology annotation, molecular function: transcription coactivator activity. The transcript has 6 exons. Gene Ontology annotation, cellular component: mediator complex. NCBI's taxonomy places the organism in Eukaryota, Metazoa, Arthropoda, Arachnida, Ixodida, Ixodidae.
AUGAUUCACGGGAUUCACGGUAUGGUUGUACCAUUGUACUACGUGUGGUAGUACUUUAGUGCGAGCAGUGUGUUGUGUAGUUAUGUUUCGUAAAAGCUGUCGGCAAGAAUCAUGAAUCCGUACAUUGCAGAUAUCGAGAUCAAUUUGGAUGCUGUGAACUCGGGCCUGAGAGCCGUGAAGGCCCUUCGAUGCGCUGUCGGUGAAGUGUUUCGUACUUUGACGGAUUGUGUUCCGUGUUCGCAGGGCGAUGAAAAGAAAGAGAAGAAUUUUAUUCUGGAAUCACCUCUCUUGGAAACAGCUAUUACAUUGCUUGGGUCUCCUAUUGCACCUCUCAACCUGGGAAGCACUGGCCAUCUGUGUCAAGAUCCAACUUUGGACAGGACAUCCUUGUAUGCAGACACGAUUAAGUCAUAUCGGUGGUUUGACAAAGUCCAUGAGCACACAAGUCAUGCAUCAGCGAUUUUAAAUUAUAAUGGACUGAAGAGAUCUAACAGGUCAUUGCUUCCAACAAAACGGUUACGAAGACCACAUAGCAACGGCCACAAUUUUUCUUCUCAAAAUGUGGAUGCAUUCAUCAGCAGCGUACAAAGGCAAUUUGUUGACAUGCCAAUUGUGAUUGUCAGGCCAUGUGACAAUUCUGCUGUUCUAAAGGUGGCGGAAUAUGCCAAUGCAGCAGUGCUUCAUUUUUUUUCUCCGCAACUGCCCGACUUAGCCGUCAAAUCUUUCUUGACGUGGCUCCACAGUUACCUGCACCUGUUCUCAGUGCCAUGCCGGAGGUGUGGCACGCGACUACAGCACAACAUGCCGCCAAGCUAGGUCAGCAUUUCCCUGACCUAGCUUCUGAUGAAGACAGUGGUACCCUCUUGGACACCGUCCCAUUCCAUUUAAAGACCACUAUUUAAAGACCACUACAGCGAGAACUACGCGCAACACUCACAAACACACCCUACAACACAUUUUUGCCAAAACGGAGGCAUUCAAACAGAGUUUCUUUCCCCGCACUGUUUCGGAUUGGAACAGUCUAAGUUCGUUUGCGAGGCAGACAAUUUUGACGAAGUCCUUGACCAACAUUUUUCGUAAUGAAUAUUGAAUCGUUGAAACUUAUAUUGCUGUUAUGCUGCGUUAUAAACUGUUACAUUGCUGUUAUAUUGCUCUUAUAUUGCUGUUAAACUAUUAUGCUGCGAGUGUUGUUAUAAAUUGUUCGUGAUUUUUUUUUCUUCAUUCCUUUCUUAUAAAUCGUCCAAGCGACAGCGACAUAUUGCUUGUGCUGCCAGUGUUGUUAUGAAUUAUUUUGUAUUGUUCUUUCUCUGUAAUUCCACUCCUGCC